AUGGCUUUUGCCAGCCCGGCCCGGGACUUGGUUGCGCUGGCAGACCUGCACCCAAACCUGGCUCGUCCUAGUGUAAUCGGUGUGGUUAUUGGGAAAACAGAUGUCAGAGGCUUUCCAGACAGAAAAAACAUCGGGUCCGAGAGAUACACCUUCAGCUUCACCAUUCGUGACUCACCUGCGUACUUCAUUAACGUCAGUGCCUGGGGCAAGGAGGACUAUGUCAGAUCACUUUCAGAAAGCUUCAGGGUUGGUGACUGUGUUACAAUUGAAAAUCCCUUAGUUCAGUCCAAGGAAGUGGAGAGGGAAGAAAAAUUCAACCCUGUGACUCCCAGUGGCUACAAAUUGCUGCUGAGUGAAACUCACUCCGUGGUCAAAACUUCCUCCUGCUACGAAAUGGACACGAGGUUGCUUCCUCUGCUGCACCUGCCUGUCAAGGACCCCCAGGAUUAUUAUUCACUGGGUGAUAUCAUGGCAAAUGGACAAAGCCUGGAUGGAAGGAUCCUGAAUGUGCUUGCAGCUGUGAUGUCAGUUGGGGAGCCAAAGCAUUUUAUGACCUCAGACAAGAGGAAAGGUCAGAGGUGUGAAGUGAAGCUCUAUGAUGAAACUGAGAUGUCUUUUCCAAUAGUAUGCUGGGAUAAUGAAUCCAUCCAGCUGGCACAGAGUUGGAUCCCCCGAGAAACAGUCAUUUUUGCCUCAGAUGUGAGAAUAAACUUUGACAAAUUCAGGAACUGCAUGACUGCCACUGUGAUAUCCAAAACCAUCAUCACAACGAAUCCAGAAACAGCAGAAGCAAAUGCUCUCUUCAGCUUCAUAAAAGACAGUGCAUGCUCAGGAGCUCUGCAUGACAAGAUGGACGAGCAGGCAAAAGAUUCCAUUAACUUGGAGACUAUAGUUGAUGUUUACACUGUGGAGCAGCUGAAGGAGAAAGCUUUCCAGAGUGAUGGGAAACUGGAGCCAGUCUAUGGCAUUAUCUAUGGCUACAUUUCCACCCUGGACAUUGAUGAUAACGCAUCCAGAGUUGUUCGUAACAGAUGCUCAGUUUGCCGCUUCAUAGUGAGCGAAGGGUCCAACACCUGCACCUUCUGCAGCGAUGUCUCCUCAGAUUCCAGACCAACCUUUGCAAGCUUUGACAUCCUGGUGGAUGUGACAGACCACACAGGCACUCUUCCCUCCUGUUACCUCUCUGACUGUGUGGCUGAGGAAACUCUAGGCUGCACAGUCCAUGAAUUCCUGGCUCUAGCAGAAGACAAGAAGACUGCGCUGAAGUGGCAGCUGCUUUUGGAGCGCAGCAAGGUCUAUUUUAAGGGCACUUUGGCACCCAGCUGGAGAACUGGGCUGAAAGUGAACCUUCUGUCCUGCCAACUGGCAGACCCUAGAGAGGCAACUCAGAGCCUGCUGGGGAAAGAGACUGGGAGUAAGAGAUUGCACCCUUAA
Molecule: messenger RNA, 1434 nt
Organism: Dryobates pubescens (Downy woodpecker)
Lineage: Eukaryota; Metazoa; Chordata; Aves; Piciformes; Picidae
Gene: MEIOB
Product: meiosis specific with OB-fold
Exons: 13
Coding region: 1-1434 (477 amino acids)
Biological process (GO): resolution of meiotic recombination intermediates
Molecular function (GO): single-stranded DNA binding; single-stranded DNA 3'-5' DNA exonuclease activity
Source: RefSeq, a predicted model, not a curated record